UUCUUACCGCUGUCUCCCACUGAAAGGAGGCUGUGCAUAAUUGCUCUCGCCACCGGGUGAUCAGAGGGCCUCGACCGAUCGUCAACCAGAAUUCCCUUCCACAGAUUGCGGGCGUCUGCGAGAUUAUUACAACAACAGGACGCAUUCUGUACGGAACUGUGCUAUACCUACCACACUCCAGCUGUGCUCUUGAAUCGUUACGACUGCGUUUCUGGAAAGUCCUACCAACAUGGACCCCACCACGCCUGAUGCUGGACCUGACCAUGCACCGCCCUCGUUGCCGCCUGGAUGGAUUGCACAGUUCGACGCAAAAUCGCGCCGAUACUACUUUGUCCAAAUAAGCACCGGCGAGUCGACUUGGGAAACACCGACGAUGGCAGCACAAAACGUUCCCUCGCCUGGGACCACACCCGCGAACCAGAGCCCUUACCCUGUGCCCGGUGAAACCUCGAGAGGUGUCGAUGGACAAGAAGGAGAUAGGAGCUUGGGAGGCUCAUUAUUGAACUCAAUGCUCGGCAGCAACAAGCAAAGCUCAGGUGGUGGUCUAGGAGGUCUGGCAUCAUCCUUUCUAGGAGGAUCGUCUUCGUCGCAUGGCGGAUCGCAACAGCAUGGACAACAAGGCCACUCAAGUGGUGGUGGGGGACUCGGUGGAAUAGCCCAGUCAUUCUUGGGCGGAUCGUCCUCUUCGCAUGGUGGACAAAGCGGUCAGCAUGGAUCAUCGGGACAUUCGAGCAGCGGUGGAGGACUUGGACAGCUGGGCUCGAUGGCUAGCAGCUUGCUCGGCGGCAAGACGAGCAAGCCUCACAGCGGUGGAAAUCCCUACGGCUACUCGCAGAACCAGUCUUCAGGCGGCACAUACCAGGGAUCAGCACCACCAGCUUCAUACCAACCUGCCGGCGCGCACGGUGGAGGAUCUCAAGGAGCGUCCUACGGUGGCUCGCACGGCUCGUCAACACCCGGAUCAUACGGACAGCACGGUGGUCACGCGCAACCCAGUCACCAGCCGCAAUACGGAGCUCCCCAGCAGGGCAACUUUGGUCCUUCAAGCGGAGCCUACAACCCACAAGGUCAACAGGGCUACAACCAGCCACCCGGCGGCUACAGCGGUCCUCCUAGCCAACAGCACACUCCACACAACGCACAGUAUGGGCAGCAGCAACAGCCGGGAGGAUAUGGCGGGCAGUAUCCUCCGCCGCCGCAGGGACAAUAUGGACAGCCUCAGAGUGGCGGGUAUGGUGGGCAGCCUAGCUACGAUCAAGGAUACGGACAGCAGCAGAGUCAAUACCAGUCUUAUGGACAGCCGCAGGGAGGGUAUGGAGGGCAGCCGCCGCCGAACCCGGGUUGGAGAUGAG
This is a messenger RNA of Zymoseptoria tritici IPO323, 1352 nucleotides long. RefSeq lists its product as uncharacterized. The coding region runs from base 230 to 1351 and encodes 373 amino acids. Gene Ontology annotation, molecular function: protein binding. The transcript is spliced from 4 exons. The record is from RefSeq and is a predicted model, not a curated record. NCBI's taxonomy places the organism in Eukaryota, Fungi, Ascomycota, Dothideomycetes, Mycosphaerellales, Mycosphaerellaceae.